CACCAUUCCCCUCCCCCGCCCAUACCUGGGGCCUCUGACACCCAAGGCCUAGAAACUCAGGCACUCGGCUCAGCUCUGACCCGCCGUACAGCAUGGCAGCCCCUAAGGGCGUGGCCCACGGCACUGCUAGCCGUACAACAUGGCCGCCUACAGAGGGCGAACCGCUCCCCCUCACGCCCAAUCACCGGAAGUUUCCAUUUGAAAGCCGGGCGGCAGACCCGGUAGCUGGUGCGGCAGUUGCCGAGGAGCCUGCUUUGAACCAGGGCAACGAGGGCUGCGGGCAGGAGCUGCAGGAGCCUGGGGCCCAGCCGUGCCGCCUCGUUACGAUGACCAGCGUGGUUAAGACGGUAUACACUUUGCAACCCCCAGCUGUGCAGAGCAGCGGCGUGCCGGCAGGCUUUUGGCAGGUAAAAGCUGCAGACACUGCCAUGAGGAGGAACAUCAGAAAGAGCUGCAAACCGCCGGGUAAGCAGAAACCAGAGGAAGAGCUCAAGGAUAAGAACCAGCUCUUAGAGGCCAUCAACAAGCAGCUGCACCAGAAGUUGACUGAAACUCAGGGAGAACUGAAGGACCUGACCCAAAAGGUGGAGCUGCUGGAGAAGUUUCAGGACAACUGCUUGGCAAUUUUGGAGAGCAAGGGCCUCAACCCAGUUUUAGGCUGUGAGACCCUGGCAUCACAGCGGGAAUCCGCCGCAGAUCACACGGACUCUAUGUUGCUGUUAGAAACUUUGCAAGAUGAGCUGAAGUUUUUUAACGAAACGGCCAAAAAGCAGAUGGAAGAGUUGCAGGCCUUAAAAGUCAAGUUGAAGAUGAAAGAAGAAGAGAGGGCCCGGUUCCUAGAACAGCAGACAUUAUGUAACAAUCAAGUAAAUGAUUUUACAGCAGCCCUGGAGGAAAUGGAGCAGCUAUUAGAAAUGUGA
Molecule: messenger RNA, 920 nt
Organism: Odobenus rosmarus divergens (Pacific walrus)
Lineage: Eukaryota; Metazoa; Chordata; Mammalia; Carnivora; Odobenidae
Gene: KNSTRN
Product: kinetochore-localized astrin/SPAG5 binding protein
Exons: 9
Coding region: 93-920 (275 amino acids)
Biological process (GO): spindle organization; mitotic sister chromatid segregation; regulation of attachment of spindle microtubules to kinetochore
Cellular component (GO): centriolar satellite; kinetochore; microtubule plus-end
Source: RefSeq, a predicted model, not a curated record